Molecule: messenger RNA, 414 nt
Organism: Bactrocera oleae (olive fruit fly)
Lineage: Eukaryota; Metazoa; Arthropoda; Insecta; Diptera; Tephritidae
Source: RefSeq, a predicted model, not a curated record
AUGGAUGUGGAUACGCCAAUGACUCCAACGCCAACUGUGUGGUCGGCUACCAAUUUGACACGCACUGGGCCUUCCCCAACGCCCCGAGCUGCAGCUGCAACUAACCCUGCAACAGCACCUGCAACGACACCGGUAUCGGCACCAGCUCCUCGUGGUGGCACGCGACCACCUCCGACGCUAUCAUCACAGCCUUUAGAGCAGACCACAUCACACGCUACUUCAUCGCACUUCGAGGCGCGUCGCCGGUCGGCCACCUACCCUUCGAAGCCGCGCAACAAGACCUCAACCCUCAGCUCGUGCGGUACACCCGCGGAAUCAAUACGGCGUCGACAGCCUAGACCGCAACCACGUCGUUCCACGGGUCUGAGCAACGUUGUGGCAACGCUCCAACAGCUGCAGCGACUACUAGUCUAA